Molecule: messenger RNA, 6573 nt
Organism: Scophthalmus maximus (turbot)
Lineage: Eukaryota; Metazoa; Chordata; Actinopteri; Pleuronectiformes; Scophthalmidae
Gene: nudt14
Product: nudix (nucleoside diphosphate linked moiety X)-type motif 14
Exons: 5
Coding region: 99-860 (253 amino acids)
Biological process (GO): ribose phosphate metabolic process; nucleoside phosphate metabolic process
Molecular function (GO): metal ion binding; UDP-sugar diphosphatase activity
Source: RefSeq, a predicted model, not a curated record
CCACCGUAGACAUUCCUCCACUGUCAGUCGAGUGCCCGGUGACAGACAGGCAGACCGUCGCUGAGCCGCCGACCCCCCUGCUCCGAGUCUGACACACUAUGGAGGAGAUCAACAGCAUCGAGGUGGUCCCGUGCACAGAGUCCGACUACCUCAAGCCGCUCCGGGUGCACUACAACCAGAAUGGCACAAAGAAAAGCUGGGACUUCAUGCAAACCCAUGACAGCGUGUCAGUGCUGAUCUUCAACACCUCCUCACAUUGUUUUGUCCUCGUCAAGCAGUUCCGUCCAGCUGUAUACAUGUGUGAGUGGGAACGGUCCAAGAAGCAGAAGCCUCAGCCUGCAGAGAAAACUGAGGAGGAGGGCGGCGCCGCCGCCGCCGCCGCUGCCGCCGGCGAGGCCACGGCCCCCGAGCCUCAGGAGGGCCAGUCGACCUCGGAGGGGGGGAGCUCCUCUCAGUGGCCCCCGGCCACAGCGGGGCUCACGUACGAGCUCUGUGCCGGGCUGGUGGACAAACCGGACCUCUCCCUGGAGGAGAUCGCCCGGCAGGAGGUGCUGGAGGAGUGUGGCUACGACGUGCCCGCUUCCAAGCUGAAGAGGAUUACCUCUUACAGGUCAGGCGUCGGCGUAACGGGCGCCAAGCAGACCAUGUUUUACGCCGAGGUGUCCGACGACAACUGCGUGAGCGCAGGCGGAGGUGAGCCGCGGGAGGGCGAGCUCAUCGAGGUGGUCAAGGUCCCGCUGCACGAGGCCAUGACGUUCGCCUACGACGAGCGUAUACCCAAAACCAUGGGCGUCAUCUUUAGCUUCAUCUGGUUCCAUAAUAACAUGUCUCCCAAGUACAAGAUCUCGACUAAUGUCUAACUAGUAUUUACAAAACCUUCUUUCAAAAAAAAAAAAAAAUAAUAAUUCCAAAUUCAAUGAAACACUGGCCCAGCACAUCCAUCGUCCCCCUUACAGCUCUUCAUCCUCUGUUGCCUUGUUGCUCAUUGGUACACGAUGAAGGGUGGGCCCCUUGUCCUGUCGCCAGCAGGUAAUGCUUACGUUUCGUCCUGUUUACCUUUUCAAAUUUCAUGUGGUCUUAAGAAUCUUUUCCUGUAAAAACAAAUAUGCCAUAGCUGGUUGUCUCUGGCACUUUUUUUUUCUUUUUUUUUUCUAAUGUUGAUGUUUUUUUUCUUGUGUUUUUAAAAUAUGCCACUUAUUUCAUUUACUGUGCCAUCUGUUAAAAAUGGCUGGAUAUCACUGAUUUCAUACUGACUUUGUUCGCCUGCCCCUUGAUUUAGAGGAAUGCUCCACUGAUUUGAAUUGUGGAUGUUGAAUGUUGCCUUUAAAAUAUGAAGAAAAAAACAAACACAUAUCAUUCCUUAAACUUGUUUCGACCAUUCCUGCAUCGCACAAUGUUUAUUGCGAACUCUGCGAUUUGUGAUGCGCUCAUGUCACAUCGGAGCUUUCGUCCCACUUUGUCAGUUCAUUCACGACAACAUCCAAAUCAUUAUUGUGACAUAAUAAAGUGCAAAAUUAACAAAAAAUAUGGCUCAAUCAGCCAAAUGUAUUUCCAUGAAAUUGGAUACAAUUUUAAAAUAUGGAUUUGGAUUUAUAUUGCCGUCCCACAGUAAUUUAUUUUCCACACUCCCACUGCUCCUCGAUUGCUGUGUGAUUGUAAUCAUGCAACAAUCGUGAUGUUGUGAAUGCUCAUAAAUUAUCAACAUGGGGAAAUAUUUCCCUUCUCCACCAUCCAUCCCAUAUGAUGUGAACUUGGCUUUAAGCCACGAUGCUAACCAGCCACGCGCUCCUGGUUAGCUCCGGUUAGCUCUACAUUGUUCAUUUCACAAUUCAACGGCAAACAAUGGCUUUUUGUACGUGUUCUCAUCACCCCAACCACUAAAGACUAGAAGAAACAGUGGAGUAUUCCUUUAAGCCAUGAUCCAGUAAUGCAAAAACUAUGCUAUUUAAUUGUGGGGCCUCGUAACGAGGGAUUAGUGAGGUGUGUGUGUCUGUGUGUGUGUGUGUGUGUGUGUGUUUUUCAUCCACCACUCGUUCAGGCACGCCUCAAUUAAUUUAUCUUAUCCGCAGCCUUUAAGCAAUACUUAUCACACAGAACCCCGGGGCUACACAAUCACUCCGUGUCGCUGAACUCCAGCUUGCACUCUGUUGGAAAAUCCUUCAUCAAAUUCCAACCCGGUCGACAUAUUAGCAGACGUUAUUGACCAAGCGGAAAGAGCCUACGUUGAAGAUGUGACACACAGCUUCACGUUUAGUUUGAGAUCCAAAAAGCUGCAGGUUUUUUCUUCUUCCAGAACAAUAUAUUUUGGCUGUCACAUUUACUUUAUUUUUUAUUUUUUUUUUACAGUUUUGGAGGGAAUUCUUUUUACCCUAUAUUACACAUUAUUUUCAGAGAUAUAGACAGACUGGAAAUACAGUCGACAAAAUACCAUAUACCUGUAUAUGCUAAAAAAUAUAUAAUUCUUUAGCAUAUCCUGGGAGAGGAAAUGUCCAGGUUACAUUUGAACACAUUGCCGCAUGUUUAGAGGGAGUUCAACCAUCCGACCGCCUUUUAUUAAUAGUUCAUUCUGGAUUUUCCAGCGUGAUGUGUGGCGAGUUGUCAUAAACACACAAACCCUAAUCUCACCAAAAUUAAAUCCUCAACAGCAGUUUGUCAAAAAUCUCUCAGGUCCCGAAGUCAUCAAACUUUAGGCCGUUCAGGGAAAAUCUCUGAAUGUGAUGACGACCAGCAUAGUUAUUAUUAUACGAUCGUAUUUCAAAAAUCACUCGCAGCUUAUAGACGACAAAGGUUCUUACUCUUCUUACUCCAGUAUUUAUUAAUAUUUUACUUCAUUCAAAAAAGGGCUGGUACUUCAUUUAUUACUUAGUAUGUGAUAAGACCCCCUCCCCCUCUCCCACCUUGUUUAAAAAAAAUAUGCAAGAACUGAAAAAUCACUGCUCACCAAAAAAAAAAAUACACCAUCUCAUUAUUUAUACAUUACUACAGUAGGAUAAUAAUAAUAGAAAUACCCUCCAGAUCUUUUGAUAACCAGUGAUUUCAUAUUGACUAGCUCCUUUUAGUGCACCAGCAGAGUUUGCAAGUGGGAAAACAUGUGUGACACGUGCGGUGAGUUGUACUGAUUAACUUGGUUGUUUGAUGAACUUGAAAUAUGAAAAGAAAAAAAAAAGAAGCUGUAUUAUUAGUAAGGAUGUGCAACACCUUAAAAUCAUCAUACAAAUGAAUUUUUUUUAACAGAACAAUUCUGGUCCCCAUAUUGAAACUUGCUGUAUUUUUUUCCUCACCCAGUGUAAAAUGUUAAAGAUCCGAACGAGGAUUAAUUUGUUCUUAUCUGCUUCUUGAGCCUGAGGGGAACAGCUGACAAUCAAAUUUCAACAUUCAUCAUCAUUUACCAAUUAGUACCUCGGAUGUUUCCUGCUCUUAUUCUUUCAUUGACCUUGUUAGGUGUUUGUCCUCGUCCCCUCCUGAAGCUCAGCAUCACUUUCAGGCGUCGCUGUGCAGGAAUCCGCUGCCACAUGAAAUUAAUUGUUCUCAUCUGCGCAAAUACCCAAAUUUAAAAAAUGAUUUGAAUGAACCAAACGAAAUACUAGUUUCCUGUUACGAAAACAUUUGAGGAGUAAUUUCCACCCAAGCCGUGUAGGAAAAUAUGCAUAUAACCCCUUAAGCCAUAUUCAUCUCCCCUCAUGGCCAAUCAGUGAGCUUCUUCGUCCCUAAAAGAUCCGUCCUUGAUGUAGGAUUGUCUAGUUUUCUGGAGAAGCUUGAAUUGUUUUGCUUUCAUUAUUUCAUUUGCUAAAUGGAUUCAUAUUCUCUCAGGAGUAACGAGGUUUCCCAAAACUGUUUUAAUAGUUGUCGGCAUCAAGUGUAGACUUAGAUUACGACGCUUUCAAACUACAGGGCGUAUCUUUGGAAAAAACGUGGAAAGCACCUUUGGAAAAUCACGGAAUGACCUGGAAGUGAAGUGAGCAGGGCUGUAUUUUCAAGUCUUUAACAACAUUUUUUUUAAACUUUAACACCUCAUCCCCAUCAGAUUCACUACGUCAUUCCCUAAUUCUCCUUCUCUCAUCCGACUCCUCCCGAUGUGACAAUCUUUCCUUUAGUCUUCAGGUGAGCAAGGUCCGCGUGGGUCUCGGCGGUUCAACGCGGGACCUCGCCGAACGCUUUCCAAAUGGUGCUCACAGUCUCCCGAUGUCCAGCCCCGUCGUGGAAUGACCCUUGAGAAAAAAAGUGUUUGUCGCACACAUUUUACAGGUGUUAGCCAUGACCACCGCGGCGUUGACAAGAGACGAGUGAGACCUGCGCAUCGUACAUCGUUUAUCGUACAACGAAGCCGUCCGCACCUCAAAUGUGACAAACUAAAGCCAUUUGAACUUCUAAGGCCAGUCUGCAACUCCGUGUGCCUGUCAAGCGUGGAGAGCUGCCAUGUCUCUCUUUUGGCCAAAUCUAUAUUUUUUUGAGGAAAUUUCGUCGCAGAAAUGUGAGGCCUGCGUUGCCCCCCCCCUUUUUUUUAACGUAGGUUUGCCCCCCCCCCCCCCGAGCGCGAACGACGCACAGUAGCAUUAAUGAUUGACGCGCUGAAAACAAAAGUGACAUCCAGUCCGACGUGUACUGUACGUGUACGUGUCACCGAAGCCGGAUCGUUGCAGAGAAUUCAGCUGCCAACCCCCCCCCCCCCGCAUAAACCAGCGUGGCAGCACUUCAGGUUCGUCCGGUUCAUCCAGGGCCUAUACAAAAAUAUAGGUGGAUAAAUAUAUGCGGUAGAAAAUUUCAAUUUAAGGUUUGGCCUGUCGAUUUGUUUUCGUUCAGCCUGUGGAGUCGAGACUCACGAGUUGGAUCUACUCUUAUCAGACCUGCGUUCUAUUUUCUACUGGGGCAUUUAUUUUAUUUUUAAUUAGUUUUUAUAAGCUAUUCAAAAGUGGCUGGCUAUAUGUUUUGUAUAAUCCUAUUCAGGUUAAAAAUUUCUGUCUUUUUUUUCGCUGCAUGAAAUUUCAAAAAAUUUGAGUUUGAAGCAAAACUGUCAUAAUUGUUGAAUUUUGGUCUAAUGGGGGUAUAAAAAAAAAUCAGUAACACUUCCAGAGUUCCUGGAGGUCUUCAACUUCAACAUUUUAAGAAAUGCUAUUAUUUGCCUUUUUUAUAAAGAGCUGCGUGUUAAAGAUUGACACCGAUCUUGCGUUUAUAUACAGUAAAUAUGAAGCUAUGGGGACGCACCACUAACAAGGUAUAACAGGUCGUACCCGUCUCUCUCUCUGCCCUUGUUUCCUUUCCUACAGUGUGUUAAUCAGUGAGCUGUCGAUUUCAUAAUUUACCACAAUGUGAAUAAGCACAUUUUGGGGGGAAGAAAAGAUGCUGAACUUUUCCCACUCUGCGACCAAACUCGAUGCACUUUUGACAGUUGAGUGAUGUUGCACGCUGUCCUGGUGGUGAACCAUGUGCUAACUUCUAUUAGAUAUGCGUUGAAGACUAAUAUGCGAGCUAAGUAAACGGUUGUGUAAUUCAUUUCUGGAUAUAUUAACGAUUAGCCCAGCAUCGGACUAUUUCUACCUCCAUCGCUCAGGCACAUGAUGAUGAGUACUUUGUUCUAUUUGACAUAUCAAAAUUUCCGCCACGUCAGAAGUGUGAAAACUCAAUCCAUCAGUACCAGAUUUGUAUAGAUGCCGCCCCCCCCCAUGGUUAUACUGUAGUUGCUUCUGCAAGUGUAAUUGUUAUUUUUGGGGGUUUUCUUUUGUUAACGGAUUGUUCGCCGUUUGACAACUUGCUCCUGUAUCUUCAGUGAUCAUGAGCUGAACCACAAUUCAUCCUAAAGAAAUAUCGGGUUUUCUCAAAGGUGCUAUGUGUAGUACUGUCUGAUUUUCAGUAAAGACGUAUUACUGUUAAAAUUUCUGUAGGACCAUGGAUGUGACAGUUCAGGGGUCGCCUCUGGUGAUCGACCCAAUAUUCAUGUGUGUGUCAUUGAACACAUGGUGACUCUUGAUUUGCUCGUGAAGGCACUUUUUUUGUUUUUGGAAGUCCGCUCACUUUUGCCUUUUUAUUUGCAGACCGGUAGCGGAACAUUUCAGAGGCAACGGGGGGGGGGGGGAUAAUUAAAUUUUGCUGCUAUUGAGCAGCUUAUAAAUCCGACGCGUAUCUCACUCUUAUUACCGAGUGUAAUAUUUGACACACAAUACCUUUAAGUGAAGUAAGUAUAAUGAUUUUUCUCAUUGUAAAGACUUAAAGAGAGUUGUCCAAUUGUGUUUUUUUUCUUUCUUCCUUUUCUUGUCUUAUACUGAAUUUGUGUUUUUGAAAAAAAAAAUAUUUCGGGGGGGGGGGGGGGGAGUACAAACACGAAUAUUACAGUUCUCUCAAUUUAUCAUGUAUUUUAAGCUUUAUUAAAAGUGUGUACUCAUUGUGGGCAGUGUUUUCAGUAAGGUUUGGAUUUUGUUAAUUUAUUUCCUAAAUGUUGAAAUAUUUAACUUUUAAAACAUGACACUUGGUACAAACAAACGUAUAUAUAUUUCAAUAUGAUACUUUGCAUGUGCACUAACUGUCUUGGAUGAAACUGCAUUAAGUUGAAAUAAAAUGGGUCCGAUGCCCAAAAUGGCA